AUGGCAGGCUAUCCCGGCAACGAGCGCCACUCGCAAUAUCGUCGGUCUAGCGAUUAUACUUCGCUCGGCGAUGCACUCGGAGGGCAGCCCGUAUACCCUCCGCACUCCCAGAGUCAAUCUCAGUCACAGCCUUCUCGUGGGCAUACUAGUGGACAACAACCUCCACAGUACCCCGCAUACUCGGUUCAACAGCCUCAGCCGGCUCACCAUCAAAAUUACCACCAACCCCAGAACUGGUCCACGGACCACUGGGGUCAUCCACAACAACAGUCUGGGUACCCCAAUCCGUCUCAACACCAUCAGCAAGGUCUAGCUGGACCAUCGCCUGGGCCCUCGAAUGCACGCCCAUCAUCUCCUCAUGUCGCCCGCCGACCAACUGCUAAUGCCCGCCACGGAAGUGUGAUAUCUCGCACCGCUUCCCCGCGAUCAUCUGCGGCCUCCCCGCCACCCAACAAUUUUUCUCAGAUCGCUGGAACGUAUCAAAGCAUCAUGCACGCCAUUCCCGGAGACCGCCCGCCCGACUCUGCAGUUCUUCAACGUAUGUUGGCCGCCGCAACGCAGGGACAACGGCAGCUUGCUGGAAUGACCCCGCCGCCGCCGCCGCCUCCACAUCGCGCUUCGUCGAUACCAUCGCCUGCGCCCAUCUCAGCGCACACACCCGCCCCCAGUCAGCAUAUGCCUCAGCCGGCGAGUCCCAGUUCGAGUUCAAACACGUCAGGAUCCAACCCCGGGCACUUUGUACAACAGCAGGCGGACACCGGGCAGGCAUGCUUGGGAUGUGGUGCAACCCAAACGCCCGAAUGGCGUCGAGGCCCGUUAGGUCCCCGAACGCUCUGCAACGCGUGCGGACUCGUCUAUGCGAAGAUGCUCAAGAAGCGCCAAAACGAACCUGCGGGGUCUACUAGUCUUUAUGGCAUCAACGACGAGGACGAGGAUGGGAACAGUCCCUCCUAUGCUCCACGAUAA
Molecule: messenger RNA, 966 nt
Organism: Peniophora sp. CBMAI 1063
Lineage: Eukaryota; Fungi; Basidiomycota; Agaricomycetes; Russulales; Peniophoraceae
Source: the annotation of a GenBank genome assembly